Macrobrachium nipponense is the source of this 852-nucleotide messenger RNA. RefSeq names its product serine palmitoyltransferase 1-like. The record is from RefSeq and is a predicted model, not a curated record. Gene Ontology annotation, biological process: ceramide biosynthetic process; sphingosine biosynthetic process. Gene Ontology annotation, molecular function: pyridoxal phosphate binding; serine C-palmitoyltransferase activity. NCBI's taxonomy places the organism in Eukaryota, Metazoa, Arthropoda, Malacostraca, Decapoda, Palaemonidae. Gene Ontology annotation, cellular component: endoplasmic reticulum.
AUGUCACCCAUGAGAUCAGAUGAUGCUAGAGUACAUGUAAGAAUUGAAGGAAACAAAAGAGCAGAUACAGCUGCCAAAUCAACUUCCACUAUUCUAUCAACAAUUGUACAUGCUCCUGUAUCAGACUGGGUUGGGCGUUAUAUUGAUUUGGGAACUGGUGAGAAGGUGUUAAAUCUUGGAACUCACAGUUAUUUGAACUUGGGUGAGCGACCAGAGGUUGAAGAAGCUGCUCUGCAAUGUCUUCACAAGUAUGGGUUGGAUCCUGUGGACCUCGAGGUUUUUAUGGUACAACAUUUGUUUAAACUAUUUGGGACUUUGUCAGUAACUAUCUUCAUGAAGAAUCCCUCUUCCUCUGCAGAAGUUCACUUGGAAUUAGAAGACAGGCUUGCAGCUUUCUUUAAUUGUGAGAUGGCCGUUCUAUAUUCAUAUGGGUUUUCAACAAUAGCAUCUGCCAUUCCUGCUUAUUCUAGUGGGGAUAUUAUUUAUGCAGAUGAGAUGGUCAGCUUCCCCAUCCAGAGAGGCCUGCAAGCUAGUCGCAGCCGUAUUGUAUUUUUCCGACAUAAUGAUGUGGAACAUUUGGAAGAAUUGUUAAAGGAGCAGGCUGUUUUAGAUAAAAAGGAUCCCAAAAAGGCCAAUGCAACACGCAAAUUCAUGGUUGUAGAGAGUAUUUACAUGAACACUGGGAAGAUGUGCCCUCUACCUGAGUUAGUGAAAUUACGGCAAAAGUAUAAAAUACGCUUAUUCAUUGAUGAAUCUAUCACAUUUGGCACUCUGGGAGAAAAUUGCCGAGGAAUCACAGACUACUUCAACAUUCCAGUAAGUUAUCCUCAGAGGUUUUUCUGUAGUUUUUGA